AUGGAUAAUCAUCGUAAAAGGGCCCGACUGGAGUUGGUGCCCACUGCGUCAAAUGAUUGUUUACAGGGAGUGGCCACGGCAUCUGCAACGGGUACAACAUUGGCCAUAGGUGGACAAAGUUUCAUAUUGAGCAAUGCCUCGGCAUCAGCACUUCCCGCCAACAUUUUACUUUCUAUAUGCGAUGAUAAUUCCGAUGAAUCGGAAGAAUAUCUAAUAGAUAGUUCCGUUUUGCAACAAAUCAAACAGGAGAAUAAUGUGGCCGCCACACAAUCCAUAACAACAACAGCAGCGACAACGUCCGGCCAUAACGUACAGCAGCAGCCGCCCCCACAGCAGCCAGCCAACACAACCCAGUUGUUGACCACAGUCAUGCAACUGUCCAGUGGCUGUGAAAUCUAUGUCAUCAAAGAGAUCCAACAACAACCGCCGAAGCAAUUACUUUCGGAGAGUUUGACAACAACAACAACAAAUAAAUUGGUGAAAAAUAAUACCACCAUUAAAUUGGAACCUAUGUCACCAACUUCAUCUUCCACAUCAUCAUCGACAACGGCUGGGGGUGGUGGUGGUUCAAUGGCUCAACAAAUAUUGCGUAGCAAUACCGCAACAACAACCAAUCCACAGCAACAACAACAAACUAUCAUCUCGAAUAUUAAUCCAAUUUCUAUUAACAACAACACGAAUACGAACAUUGCUGCCCAUACCGAAGAUCCCAGUAAACAGCGUAGCCUCAUCUUGGAAGCCUACAAGAAGCGGGAUGAUAAACGUCGUGCCACCCAUAAUGAAGUCGAACGACGUCGUCGGGAUAAAAUCAAUAGUUGGAUAUUUAAGUUGAAGGAAAUGUUACCCUCGGAUAUGAAUAAUGUGGUUAGCAAUGGGAGUGGUGGUGGCGGAACAACGCUUAUCAAAGAGGCUGUCAAUGUUGGCGGUAGCAUGCCACCACGUCUAUUAUUGCAAUCCCAGCAGCAACAACAACAACCAGUAGGCUCUACGCGUACACCUCCAAGUGAUUCAAAAUCUCAGAUAUUAAUCAAAGCAUGCGAAUAUAUUAAAUCAAUGCAAGAUGAAAUCCAAAGCCUCCGCGAGUGCCUUACGGAAAAUGAAAAUUUACGUUUGAGCAAUCAACGUUUACAGGAUGAAAUCAAUGAAUUGCGCAGCAAACAACAACAGCUCACAGAACACGACAGCAGCAACAGCAAUAAUCAACACGAAUCGAACAAUAAUGCCCUGCUACUUAGCCCCAGCGAUGAUGAUGAAUGUGAAAUAACCUUAAAUUCGUUAAAUGCAACCUAUGCCAAUGUUCAACUUUUCUCACCCAAUGCUAGGGCCAUUAUUGGUCCGACAACAAAAACCAAUACAACAGGCGGCUCCUCAGUAGCUGCAGCAGCGAUCAACACAAAUACGGGUAUAAUCUAUACAAAGCGUGAAUUAAUUAUAAGAGAUUAUGUGGAUUAG
Musca vetustissima is the source of this 1452-nucleotide messenger RNA. It is a transcript of the gene Usf, whose product is annotated as upstream stimulatory factor 1. The transcript has 4 exons. Bases 1 to 1452 code for a protein of 483 amino acids. The record is from RefSeq and is a predicted model, not a curated record. Gene Ontology annotation, molecular function: DNA-binding transcription factor activity, RNA polymerase II-specific; RNA polymerase II cis-regulatory region sequence-specific DNA binding; protein dimerization activity. Lineage: Eukaryota; Metazoa; Arthropoda; Insecta; Diptera; Muscidae. Gene Ontology annotation, biological process: regulation of transcription by RNA polymerase II.